AUGAUAUUGGAAGUAGACGAAAAUGAUAUAAAUAUUUUUAAAGAAAAUGAAAGUUAUAAUAUUAACAAUAAUUUUACAAUAAACAGUAAUAAAGGCUUGGAAAAAGAUACAAAAAUAUCUUAUUCCAAUAUUAAAGUCGUGGUUGGGCUAGACUUUGGAAUAAAAUACUCCGGAUUCUCUUAUUGUCAUGUUGCUAAUAGUAAAGAGAUAUGUUCAAAUGAUAUGUGGCCUGGGGAUACGAUCCGACUUAAAACCAAUACAGUUCUUCAAUAUGAUGAAGAAUUUAAUAAUGUGGUUUAUUGGGGUGCCCCAGCUUUGGCUAAAAAACCAAAACGAAGACAAAAUAGUAAGGAAAAUCCUCCAGUUAAAUUGUGUCUGGGCCAACAUGAUGAUUCAAUGACGAUACUUCCAAUUGAUUAUAAAAAAGCUAUUACCGAUUUUCUUAGAGAAAUUGGAAAGGUCAUUAAAGAAAGAAUUGAAUGCUGCUGGCCUACAGCUAAUUAUUUUGAAAAUGUAUUAUUAGUUAUUGCUGUCCCUGCAAAAAAAUAUACACCAAAAGAAAUGGCUAUUAUGGAAGAAUGUGUAUUUCACGCAAAUCUCGUUAAAGAAAGAGACUCAAUAAAGUUGCAAUUUAUUACAGAAUCUGAAGCCGCAGCAUUAUAUUUGGUGAAAAAUAUAUCACCUAAUGUGGGAGGGACAAUAAUGAUCGUUGACUGUGAUAAAAAUAUUGUAGAAAUAACUAUUCGUACAUUGAUUGGAAAUGAUCGAUUAGGUGAAGUUACCGCACGCAUUGGAGAGUACUGUGGAAGUGCAUUUAUUGAUAAAGAGUUUAUGAGAUUUUUACGUGAAAGAUUUGGAACUUGUGCCAUAGAUCAAUUAAAAGAAAACUAUAAUGGUCAAUUACAAUAUAUGGUCCAAAAAUUUUGUCAACAUGCGAAAGAACCCUUCACAGGAGGUGAUCCCGAAUUUUCUUAUGUGGUUGAUAUUGAAGAUACUGCACCAAAUUUAAUAAGAUACGUCAGUGAAGAAACUAGGAAAAUCAUGGAAGAUAAUCAAUGGAUUAUUGACAUUGAAUAUAAUGACAUAAAAAAAAUGUUUGAUCCUGUUAUUGAUAAAAUUAUCCGUUUGAUACAUAUACAAAUUUCAAACAUUCAAGAAAAUCGUUCGACAGUGUGUUUAAUUGGAGAAUUUAGUGAAAACAAAUAUUUACAAAAUAGGAUUAAAGAAGAAUUUGGUCAUCGAGUAAAUGAAAUUUUAGUUCUCACUCUACCCACUGCAACAGUUGCACGUGGAGCUGUAACUUAUGGAUUGUCUGUAAUUGAUGGAUUGUCUGUAAUUUAAAAUAGGUAAAUUACAAUUUAUUACUUAUAAAUAUGAAUAAUGCGAAUGAAGUGCGUUUACUAAUCAGAAGAUAAAUUAAAUAACUUUAU
Molecule: messenger RNA, 1430 nt
Organism: Rhizophagus irregularis DAOM 181602=DAOM 197198
Lineage: Eukaryota; Fungi; Glomeromycota; Glomeromycetes; Glomerales; Glomeraceae
Source: RefSeq, a predicted model, not a curated record